UUUACGAAACUCAGCAGCCAGCUCUGCCACGUCAGUGCUUGCGACUCCCAUUCCACUCUUCGACUCUGCUCCGAUGGCCUAUAUAAGGGCUCUCGCCGGCAACUUUCCUCGUCACCGGCCAUCAAAAACCUCCUGAUACUCACACUGCCGAAUUCAUCUACCAAAUUUCUCCGCCGUAAGAAAGUUAUGGCUACUCCAACUGUGGUGGUGCCGGAAGUUCGUCCGCCGUCGUUGGAAGCCACCGCCGAACAACCUCCGCUCUUCGACGGAACCACCAGGUUGUAUAUGGCUUACUAUUGCCCAUUUGCGCAGCGUCCUUGGAUUACAAGAAAUUACAAGGGAUUGCAAGAUCAAAUUAAGCUAGUGCCUCUAAACAUUCAAAAUAGGCCUCACUGGUAUAAGGAAAAAGUCUACCCUCCAAACAAGGUGCCAGCUUUGGAACACAAUGGAAAAGUAAUUGGAGAAAGUCUUGAUUUGAUCAAAUACAUAGAUAGCAACUUUGAAGGACCUUCUCUUUUCCCAAAUGAUCCUGCUAGAACAGAAUUUGGUGAAGAGUUGCUAAAUUAUAUUGAUACAUUUACUGGAGCAGUAUACCCUUCAUUUAAGGGUGACCCAGCUAAAGAAGCAGGUCCUCAAUUUGAUUACCUUGAGAAUGCUCUCCAGAAAUUCGAUGAUGGGCCAUUCUUUUUGGGUCAAUUCAGUGGGGUGGACAUUGCAUACAUUACAUUUAUAGAAAGGUUCCAAGUAUUCUUAUCUGAGGUUUUCAAGUAUGAUAUCACAGAAGGAAGGCCUAAUCUAGCUGUAUGGAUUGAGGAGUUUGACAAGAUUGAUGCCUACAAGCAAACAAAGUAUGAUCCUCAAGCCAUUGUUGAGCUUUAUAAAAAGCGUUUCAUGGCUUGAGAACAAAUAUGGAGAUCCAACACUAUUCUAUCUCGAACCUCGAUCAGGAAUUUCAAAUUCGCACGUUUACUUCUUUUUGCGUGCUUGGUUUCUUGAAUUUAUAUCGUCUUCAAAAUCCACUUGUAUUGUUAUGUUAUCAUUAAGUGUAAGUUUGGAAUGAGUAAAUGUUUUUUACAAGGUUUUAGACGUUAACAUUGAUAGAAAUGUCGAAUGAAAAUGUUGAUGGAAUAAUCGAUAAAA
Messenger RNA from Momordica charantia (bitter melon), 1140 nucleotides. Its product is annotated as glutathione S-transferase L3. Gene Ontology annotation, biological process: protein glutathionylation. Gene Ontology annotation, molecular function: glutathione transferase activity. NCBI's taxonomy places the organism in Eukaryota, Viridiplantae, Streptophyta, Magnoliopsida, Cucurbitales, Cucurbitaceae. The record is from RefSeq and is a predicted model, not a curated record.